Lathyrus oleraceus (garden pea) is the source of this 550-nucleotide messenger RNA. Its product is annotated as nuclear transcription factor Y subunit C-2-like. Gene Ontology annotation, molecular function: RNA polymerase II cis-regulatory region sequence-specific DNA binding; DNA-binding transcription factor activity, RNA polymerase II-specific; protein heterodimerization activity. Gene Ontology annotation, cellular component: nucleus. The transcript has a single exon. The record is from RefSeq and is a predicted model, not a curated record. The coding region runs from base 73 to 444 and encodes 123 amino acids. Lineage: Eukaryota; Viridiplantae; Streptophyta; Magnoliopsida; Fabales; Fabaceae. Gene Ontology annotation, biological process: regulation of transcription by RNA polymerase II.
ACUAAUAAUCCAACUCAAGAAACAAACCACUAUAACACAGUUAAAGCAAACUGAAAAACAAAGAAAAACAAUAUGAGACAAGCAGGUGCAUAUUCAAGUUUACUAAGUGGUGGAAUAUCAGGAAGAACAGGUCCACAUUCAUUACCCUUAGCAAGAAUAAAGAAGAUAAUGAAAAACUCUAGUGAAGAUGUGAAGAUGAUAUCAGGUGUAGCUCCCAUUGUUUUCUCAAAAGCUUGUGAGCUUUUCAUUGAGGAGAUUACUAGGAGGUCUUGGAUUAUGGCUAUUGAUGGUAAAAGAAGAACUUUGAAUAAAGAAGAUGUUGCUUCUGCUGUUAUUGCUACUGAUGUUUUCGAUUUUUUGAUCACUUUGGUUUCUGAUUCUGAGAGUGGUUUAGUUGGUUGUGAUGAAACUGAUGACACUCUCAUACAAAUGGAAACUAUUUGAGUUUCAUUAUUUGGCUAUGUAGUUUCUUCGAUUAUAAAUAUAAGAAGCAAAAGUAAAAAAUGUAUUUCAUUACUAUCAAUGUAAGUUAGAUUUUGCAAAGAGAUUA